AAAAAAGAAUGUAAACAAGCAAUUAAAGUCUGCAAAGUUCCCACGAUUCCAUGCAUACCUGCGACACACACAGAACUUCCCCAUUAGCAUAUCUGGCAUACCAAAGUCUGACACCAAACCCAGUUGGCCUACUCACAUAGAGAGCAAAGCAGUCUCACUGAGAACCACACCUGCUCGUAAUACACUUAAAAUAACAGUACCAGCCCUCACAGUUUCUAUUAAUACAUAUCUGAAGAAACCUAAAGUUUACAAUGCAAAAACUCUUCACGACCCAAUGAUAAAUGUUUGAAUCUGCUCAAAAAUAAUUACUAAAAAAAGAUGGAAUAGAUGUGGUGAUUUACUCCUUAGAGCAGCUUUCUACUGUACAGAAAGUUUUAAUAUCUCUUUUUUGUUGAAGUUUGUGAUGCAACAGCAGGCUGAUUCCCUACAAAUCAACUCGUGUCAUUGUGUUCUACCGACGCAUGAUGAGAAUCAUUCCAUUCUCAAAUGUGGACAAACAGCAAUCACAACAUUUCUGAGCUCAAAGGGAUCCGCCCACCACACUUAUGUGACUCUGAUACGCAGAGCGACAUUUAUCUCAGAAGUUAUUUGAGGAAGACGAGGUGACUCACUUUACCUGGACGGUAAGUCUUCACUGAUACUUCCCUGAAACAGGGCUGUCUUAGGAAUUCGUACAUCUCCGCAAACUUAAGCCUUCGAAAAGUGUAUGAAGUCAAGCACUAAACCGGUAAACAGGUGUUCAUCGAGUGACUGCUGUCAGUUAAAAUUUCCAUUACGAGAAGAUCUAUUCAGUAUUUCCCAUGAUGGCAGAACACGGUGAACCUUGCACUGAGUCAGAAGCCAGCUUUUGCAUGAAUGGAGGAAAAUGCUUUAAAAUAGACUCUGUGUAUACUCUCAAAUGUGUCUGCAGUGCGAACUUUGAGGGCAGCAGAUGUGAGCACUACCAGCUGAUCAGUUUCUCACGGGACAGUGAGGAGAAGGGCAUGAUCGCCGCUGUGGUCAUCUUCGCCCUCCUCAUCCUAGUGCUGCUCGGUGUGGUCAUCUACUACAUCUGCAAAAUAAAGAGAAAGGGACAGAGUCAACCGAAAUCUGAGGAGUACCAGGCAGUCAAAUCAAGUAGUCAGCCGGUGUGACUCCACUUAUGAAAGUCAGAUGCAUGUGAACUCGACACUUGUUGCUAAAAGAGGCUUUGAUGUUGUGGAUGACCCCAUCAUGAUAGAGGAACAUCUUUACCUUGUAACAUCGCCCCCUUGUGAAAGUCUUGGACUCAAUGUGAAAAUGUGUCAGUUGCACAAUAGCUCAAAGUGCCAGCUACUCUCAAAAUAUCUUUCUUAAUGUUCAUAGAUUUUGUAAAAAGAUCUGUCAAUUAAAACAUAUUAAGUUAAAUAUGUUAAAAGGAUGCAGAUUCCAUACAAGCAAAAUGUUACCAUAUCAGAUGUUCAAUGGAAAGCAAUACAUUUCAAAACGAG
Carassius carassius (crucian carp) is the source of this 1469-nucleotide messenger RNA. Its product is annotated as pro-neuregulin-4, membrane-bound isoform-like. Lineage: Eukaryota; Metazoa; Chordata; Actinopteri; Cypriniformes; Cyprinidae. The transcript is spliced from 5 exons. Gene Ontology annotation, biological process: positive regulation of cell population proliferation; epidermal growth factor receptor signaling pathway; positive regulation of mitotic nuclear division. Bases 801 to 1133 code for a protein of 110 amino acids. The record is from RefSeq and is a predicted model, not a curated record.